UUAUCAGCAGGAUUGCUGUGCAAUACGGCAUAAAGCAGUGGCUCUCAACCUGCGGCCCAAUCAGCACAUAGCUGCGGCCCAUGUAGAGUGACCAGAUGUCCUGAUUUUAAAGGCUCCUGUGAAAUCCUCAGGGCCAUACUUUUCCCUAUCAGCAUGAGUGACCAGUGGAAUAAUGGAGAUACAGGAUUGAUGAGGUCAAUGGAAUUGAAAUUCAUGUAAGAACAGCAGUCCCUGGGCCAGAUUGCUAAAGGUAUUUAGAUGCCUAAAGACACAGAGCAGAAAUCUUCCAUCCAGUUCCAAAUGAUUGCUCAGACACAAUCAAGAUGCAGAGCAACGGAUCUUCAGAAAACUGUGCUGAUCCUAAUAUAACAUUUAAAAACUCUCUAUACGCAACCGCUUAUACCAUAAUAUUCAUUCCUGGUCUUCUGGCAAACAGUGCUGCAUUAUGGGUUUUAUGUCGCUUCAUCAGCAAGAAAAACAAAGCUGUCAUUUUUAUGAUUAAUUUGGCUGCAGCUGAUCUUGCUCAUGUUCUUUCGUUACCGCUACGAAUAUAUUAUUAUAUAAACCACACAUGGCCUUUUGGGAGAUUCCUCUGCUUGUUAUGUUUCUACCUGAAGUAUCUCAACAUGUACGCAAGCAUUUGUUUCCUUACCUGCAUAAGUAUUCAAAGGUACUACUUCCUCCUCCAUCCAUUCAAAGCCAAAGACUGGAAACGCAGGUAUGAUGCCACCAUUAGUGCUGUAGUAUGGAUUGUGGUUGGGGCUGCUUGCUCACCGUUUCCAGUUAUGAGAAACUCUGAUUUAACCAACAAUUCAAAUUUCUGCUUUGCAGAUCUUGGAGUCAGGAAAAUUGACAGUAAGACAGCUUCUGUGAUUAUGGUCACGACAGCUGAGCUUUUAGGAUUUGUGGGCCCUCUAAUUAUUAUUGUAUACUGUACCUGGAAAACAAAAGAGUCGCUUCAGAAUUAUGAAAUGCCUUUGCAAAAUACCAGAGAAAAACGGAGAGCUUUACGCAUGGUUUCUAUGUGUGCAGCUGUGUUCUUUGUGUGUUUCACACCAUAUCACAUAAACUUCUUCUUCUACAUGAUGGUGAAAGAGAAUGUUAUUACACACUGUGCCAUACGCAGAAGCACUCUUUACUCUCAGCCCUUUUGCUUAAGCCUAGCAAGUCUGGACUGUUGUUUGGAUCCAAUCCUGUACUUCUUUACAACAGCAGAAUUUCAGGAUCAGUUAUCAAGACACAGCAGCGCAAUCAUCAGGAGUCGCCUGAUGAGCAAGGAGAGUGCCUCGUCGAUUAAGGAAUAAAAACUAUAAGCAUUUUUUUUAACCUUAUAACAUAUGAAAUCUUGGACUGCUCUAUAACCCUGUAGUCAAGCAGGUAGAAUAGAAACACCUGCAGCUUUAUCUGAUGCUGAAAGUCUUUUGAAAUAUAGAAAACAAUGUUCAUUUAAAAUCAGCAGUCAAAUGUUAUGGGUGUUUGAGACUGGAGAACCCCUGACUGGAGUGAACUGGUAGAGUGCCUCACCUGGUCUACCUGAACUGGAAAAUGCUGCAGGGAACAGUGCUGCCUUUGCAGGGAGAUGGCCUGAAUGGCCUAGUAGCUCUUUCCUAAUUUGUGUGGUUCUAGGAUCAAGCCAAAGACACUCCAAACACUGAGGCCCAAUGUGACCUCCUCUCAGCAACUGCUCUUCUGCAACAGAAAUAUAGCGCAACAUGGGAAAUAAUUAACAAACAAAGCCAAGCACAGAGCCACAAAGUGGAGCCACCUCAGAGUUUGCAGCUUGAUUCAAUAUGGCGACCACAUUUCCCAAGGUACACAGUUGCCCUAGCUACACUGUGGUGUCUCUAGUGAAUCAAAUCCUGUACUGCUAGGGCCUGCUGUUGGCACUAAGCAUAUUGUGUUAUUCACAACACAUUUCUAUCUCCAUUUCCCAUUUUCUUUCCAUCUUUUCUUGUUCUCUCCUUCCAUUUCUUUAUAUUCUUUUCUUCUUCCAUCUCAAACUCUUUCUCCUUAGUCAUAAGUAAGUGUCUGGGUAUCCUCCUCCCGCCCCCGCCUGCCCUCAGCAGCCUGUGCUACAACAGAGCUCAGAACUUGGUGACUAAGUUCUUCAGCUGACCUCCACAAACAGUGCGGCCUGUACAUCAGAGAGUGGGCUUGUCAUAAACAGAUAAGAAAAGUUAAUAGCACAGAAGUACUUUAUAUCUCUUUAACUGUAAAGGGUUAACAAGUUCAGUAAGCCUGGCUGUCACCUGACCAGAGGACCAAUCAGGGGACAGGAUACUUUCAAAUCUUGAGGGAGGGAAGUUUUGUG
Molecule: messenger RNA, 2311 nt
Organism: Gopherus flavomarginatus (Mexican gopher tortoise)
Lineage: Eukaryota; Metazoa; Chordata; Testudines; Testudinidae
Product: putative P2Y purinoceptor 10
Exons: 5
Coding region: 324-1304 (326 amino acids)
Biological process (GO): phospholipase C-activating G protein-coupled receptor signaling pathway; positive regulation of Rho protein signal transduction
Cellular component (GO): membrane
Molecular function (GO): G protein-coupled receptor activity
Source: RefSeq, a predicted model, not a curated record